AGUUGACAUUCACCAACACAGCGAAGUACAUAGAUUAUUGUAAAAUCGCCGGUAUGGCGACAAAUAUGGAGGUAGAUACUCCGAGGACAAGUGUAAUGGCCACUGCAGGAACGUCGGGCAGCGUCUCCGUGGCUCUCCAUCCCCUCGUCAUCAUGAACAUCUCCGAACAUUGGACAAGAGUCCGUGCACAGGAAGGAAAACCGAUGCAAGUGCUGGGAGCAUUGAUCGGACAGCAGAAGGGGAGGAACAUUGAAGUGAUGAACUCCUUUGAGCUGGUGUUUGAUUUUGUGGAAGGAAACAUCAUCAUCAACAUGGACUACUACAACACGAAGGAAGAACAGUUCAAACAAGUCUUCAGCGAGAUGGACUUCCUGGGCUGGUACACGACCGGAGAUCUGCCGUCAGAGUCCGAUAUACGAGUUCACAGACAGAUUUGCCAGAUCAACGAGAGUCCAGUCUUAAUGAAGCUGAAUCCACUAGCUAGAAACUCUGAUUUACCGGUGUCCAUCUAUGAGUCUGUGAUAGAUCUUGUAAAUAGAGAGGCUACUAUGCUGUUUGUGGAACUGUCGUACACACUAGCUACAGAAGAGGCGGAGAGAAUCGGUGUGGAUCAUGUUGCAAGGAUGUCUUCGUCUGACACUGGAGAAAGUUCUACAGAACACUUGAUUGCUCAGCACAGUUCUAUCAAAAUGUUACACAGUCGUGUGAAGCUCAUUCUGGAGUAUGUUAAAGCAGUGCAAGCAGGAGAAGUACCCAAGAACCACGACGUCCUGAGGGAGGCCUACAGUCUGUGUUAUCGGCUUCCGGUCCUCAACACAACACGGUUUAAGGAAGACUUCUAUAAUCAACACAAUGACGUGUGUCUCAUGGCCUAUCUUGGAUCAAUGACAAAGGGCUGUAAUACAAUGAACCAGUUUGUGAACAAGUUCAACGUGCUGUACGACCGACAGGGGAUGGGAAGGAGAAUGAGAGGCUUGUUCUUCUGAUACUGACAACUGUUCACAUGCAAGGAAGAAAGUGCUAGUAUCCAUACAACUGUUUGAGAUGAAGACAUUCCUGACAACUUAUUCAAAGAGUUUAACUCUGCAUCAGACCUUUGUUUUUCAGAUAUGAAUGUGAUCACUGAUAAAUUAACACUUUUCUCUUGGAAGAAUACUUCAGGAUAUCAUAGCUAUAGAGAAAUACAUCUUGUCCCAACAUUAACUGUUUAAAUGUAAUUAAUGCAAAAAAUGCAUAUUUUCGGCAGUUAAAAAGGACUGUGAAGUUUGGACUGGUGCCAUUUUAGAAUCUGUUUCUGUGUACAUCAGAUACAUUCAAUCUCUGCAGAUUUGGCAACAGUCAAACAGAGCUAUGUAUGUAAAUAAAGUGUUUGCUAAUUGGCUGUAUGCAGUAUUUUAGAUGAGAUGUGACAGCUUACUCCUAAGAAUUUGCCUGUGUUUAUGACUGGUGAAAUGUUGAAGAAACUGAAAAUAAAAUAAUAAUCAUUUAAA
Messenger RNA from Haliotis rufescens (red abalone), 1490 nucleotides. RefSeq names its product COP9 signalosome complex subunit 6-like. Gene Ontology annotation, cellular component: COP9 signalosome. Gene Ontology annotation, molecular function: metallopeptidase activity; protein binding. The transcript has 10 exons. Lineage: Eukaryota; Metazoa; Mollusca; Gastropoda; Lepetellida; Haliotidae. The record is from RefSeq and is a predicted model, not a curated record. The coding region runs from base 54 to 986 and encodes 310 amino acids. Gene Ontology annotation, biological process: protein deneddylation.